AUGAAGAUGCAUAAAUGUUUCUUGUGUAAUUAUUUUGUCAAUUUUGUAAAAAGAAAGAAACGCAAAAAAGGAAGUAAACUACGUUUUAUAAAAUGUAAAGAUAUAGAAAGCAAGAAAUAUAUUGUAAGAAGGUUUGAUAAAAGAAGGAAUGAAGAUAACAAGAAGAUAUGUGUUUUAAAAAACAUGUUAAUUACAAGUAAUGAAUUUAGUGUAUUAAAAAAUGAGAAUGAAAUUUUAUUGUUAUCAUCUAAUGAAUCUUAUAAAAAAGAAGAAUAUAAUAAUAUGAUAAAUCUAAAUAAUAAUAAUAAUAAUAAUAAAAAUAUUAGUAAUAAUAAUAAUAAUAAUGUGUAUCCUUCUAGUAUGAAUAAUAUUUCAAAAAAGUGCUUCUCAGAAAAUAUAUAUGUGAACGAACAUAUAAUUAAUAGUAGUAUUAUAAAUUGUGCAAAUGUAAAUUAUGAUAUAAAAGAAAAGUCCAAUAUUAAUAAAGAAGAUUCUGAUGAAUUAUGUGUUUCAGCUGAUGUUCAUAAAAUAAAUAAUGAUUUAUGUGACAUACCAAAAAAUGUAAUUAAUGAAUAUAGGAUGAAGACCAAUUAUUUAAUAGAUAAAUAUUUUUGUAAAAUUUUGACCUUUUGUAAAAUUAAAAAAAUUAAACAAGACCUUAUAAACCUCCUACACUUUAUGUAUUUAUAUAAAUCAAUAAAAAAUAAGAAUUGUAAGAAUAAUGUUCAUGUAAAUAAUUUAUUUAAAAAAUAUUUAAAGUUAUAUAUGAAAAAGAAUAUUAAAGGAAACAAAAAAAAAAAAAAAAAAAAAAAAAAGGAUGGUAUGAUAGAUUGUAUAAAAGAUAUAUAUAAUAUAUGUAAUAAAUAUGAUAUAUAUGAUAAAUAUAAUAAAUAUAAUAAAUAUAAUAUAUAUAAUAAAUAUAAUAUAUAUAAUUUAUAUAAUUCAUAUAAUUCAUAUAAUUCAUAUAAUUCAUAUAAUUCAUAUAAUUUGUCUUAUUUAAAAAUGAACCAUGUUAAUAGUAAUAGUAGUAAUAAUAAUAAUGAUGAUAAUAAUGUUCAUCCUUUAAAAAAAAGAAAAAUUCUCUUGAAUAAUAUGUAUGUCAUUAAGAAAUUUUUACUUUUGUACAAAUCAUAUAAAAUAAUUAAGAUCUGGAAUAAAUUAUACUUUUUGUGUUUUACAAAUUUUUGUUUUAAUAUAAAUAGGAAAGAUUAUUUUUAUAAGAACAUUCUUUAUCAGAUGAAAAAAAAGAAAUGUGAAUAUAUACAUAGACAGAUUGUGGAGAUAUAUAUACGUAUUAUUAACAUACUUAAGUUGAAAAGAGUUGGAAAGAGAUAUGUGAGAAAAAAGAAUUUGUUCACUAUAAAUUAUAGUAAUAUAACUAAUCAAAUGAGAUAUGAAAUAAUGAGAAAUAAAUAUAUAAAUGUAGUUAUAUGUUUAUGUAGAAUAUUUUUUAAAUAUGUAGAUAAUAUUUUAUUAUGUAAGAAAAAUAUGUUAAAAAGUUAUCUGUAUUAUUAUAACAAAUUGAAAGAACCAUAUUAUCCUUAUAAUAAUAUUAAAAAGGAUAUGGUUAUGGAAAAAAGACUAAUAAAAAAUAUAUGUAGUGAUUAUUUUAAUUAUAUAAAAAAGAAAAGAAAUGAUCUUUUUCAUAUGAGCACAGGAAGAUAUAAUUUUAAAAAUAAACCACACGACACGAAUGAACCGUAUAUCAUAAAUAUUAGUGAUUUAAAAAAUGAAAAAUCUGAAUUUGGUCAUAUCAUUAAUUUGGAUAAUUUUUAUAAAAAUAAGAAGAAUGAAAAUAUAUUUAUGUCAGCUCCCAGAAAAAAUAGAAAUAAUAAAAAGGAAGAAAUAGGAAAAAAACAAAAAAAUACACAUAAGAGAAAUUGUAAGGGUAUUAAAUAUUUAUACUGUAGACUUAAAAAUAAUCCGGAUAUGAUUAAGAUAGGAAGGGCGAAUAAGAUAAAGAGACCAACUAAGUAUAAAAUUAAGAAAAAAAUAAAAAGAAUACAUUGUCAUAAUAAUUUUUCAGAGUAUUUAUAUAAAGGCAUAGAAGGAAAUAUAGGUCAAUAUAAAAAUGAGUAUUUUACUACUAUGAAUAGAACUUAUUUAAUGAAAAGGAAAUUAAAGGAACACCGAGUGAGAAUAAGAAAGAAAUAUAUAGAGGAUAUUGAACCGAAUGUUAAAAAAAAAAAAGAACCAUUAUAUGAAAAUGUAAAUGAAAAUUUAUGUGUACAUAUGAAUAAAAAUAUAUGUGUAGAUAUGUAUAAAAAUAUAUGUGUAGAUAUGAAUAAAAAUAUAUGUGUAGAUAUGAAUAAAAAUAUAUGUGUAGAUAUGAAUAAAAAUAUAUGUGGAGAUAUGAAUAAAAAUAUAUGUGUAGAUAUGAAUAAAAAUAUAUGUGGAGAUAUGAAUAAAAAUAUAUGUGGAGAUAUGAAUAAAAAUAUAUGUGUAGAUAUGAAUAAAAAUAUAUGUGUAGAUAUGAGUAAAAAUUUAUGUGCACAUAUAAAUAAUACCAAUAAUCAUAUAACCAAUCUUGGUUUGAUUAAAAAAGUUGGGGAAGAUGAAAAAAAGGGGAAAGGGGAGUUCUUUACAAAUAUAACAUAUGCCGAAAGGUGUGAUGUGAUAUCAAGAUAUAAAGAGGAUACUAAAAAUAAGGAUAUCAUAAAAAUAAAUACAACUCAUUUGAAUAUUAAUGUAAAAAGGGAUUGUAUUAUAAAUAGCAAGACCGAAAUAAUGUCUAGGAUACAUUGUGAGAAAUAUACAAGAAAAAAAAAGAGUAGCAAUAAUAUGAUGAAAGAUAUUAAUAUAAAGAAUGAUUUAACUAAUAUUAUAUAUGUAGAUGAUAAAGACAAAAUAGGACUUGAUGAAGAUAAGGUAUGUAAAAUGAAUGAAGACUUUAAGGAAAAGCAUAAAAUAAUGGAGGAUGUUAUGAAAUUGGUGGAUUUUUCAAAAGAUAAUAAUGAAUAUAAGGAUGUUCAUUGUUAUGAACAUAAGAAUGGUAAUUAUAAUGAAUAUAAGGAUGUUCAUUGUUAUGAACAUAAGAAUGGUAAUUAUAAUGAAUAUAAUGAUGUUCAUUAUGAUGAACAUAAGAAUGGUAAUUAUAAUGAAUAUAAGAAUGUUCAUUAUGAUGAACAUAAGAAUGGUAAUUAUAAUGAAUAUAAUGAUGUACAUUAUAAUCGCUUAUUAAAGAGAGAAAAACAAUUCAUAGAAUAUUUAAAAAACUGUGAUGAUAUUAAAAAUAAUUACGAUAUGAUUACAUUAAUAAAAGACAAUACAUCUAAUUUUGUUUACAAAUGUUAUGAUAAAAAGAGGAAUAGAUAUGUUGCUAUAAAAUGUGUAAAUAAAGAAAAGCAAUUAUCUAUUAUGAGUUAUAGUACCUAUGUUAAUAUAUAUAAAAUUAUACAAAGGAUUAAUAACGAGAAUGUAGUAAAAAUAUAUGACUUAUUAGAAAAUAAAUUACAUUUUUUUAUUGUUAUGGAAUUAUGUGAAGGUAUUGAUUUAGUAGAUUAUGUGUCUAAGGAAAAUAUUUCUUUUGAGAAAACAAAAAGUAUUAUAUGUCAGCUAUUGAAUGGAAUAUAUGCUUUACAUUCCAAUUAUGUUAUUCACCGUGAUAUCAAAUUAGAUAACUUAAUGUUUAAGGAUAAGAAUUUAGAAACAUUAGUAAUCGUAGAUUUUGACAUGAGUGUGUAUAUGUAUAACGAUUCUGAAACGAGUACAAGAUAUCAUACAUGUGGAACGCAAAACAUGAAUACAUUAUAUCACAUGUGUGUCCCAGAUAAUAUGAAUGAAUUAUAUGAACUUAAUGACAUUCGAGAUAAGCAUAUGAACCUGUUAAGAAGUUUGACGAAAGAGCAAUUUGAUGAGGAAAAAUUUAUAAAUAUGAACACAGUACAAAUAAAAGGAUUGAAUGAUAACAUUAGAGAUGAGAAUGAUUAUUAUAUAAUGAAUAAGCAUCAUAAUAAUAAUAAUAAUAAUAACAAUAACAAUAACAAUAACAAUAACAAUGUUGUGUGUGAAAAAUUGGGGGGUCAAAAUUACCAUGCUAUGAUCGGUAAGAAAUAUGAACUUUCUCAAUAUCCAAAAGACACAAAUUUUGAAAAAGAUAAUUUAAUUACAAAUAAUAUAUAUUCAAAUAAGAUAUAUAAAAACAAAAAUGAUAAAAAUAAUUUGAUGAAGAUCAUACCCUUUUCUGAAAAUUAUAUGAAAGGAAAUAAGAAUAAUAAGAAAACAACUUCACUCAAUUAUAAGUAUAUAAAUUCUAUAGGUCGAAAUUUAUGUGCUUGUACAGGAAAUACAGAAAAGACUUUUAUUAAUGAUGGAGAAAAAGUUAUAUAUAAUGAUUUAAUAAUAGGAACUAAAGAAUAUAUGUCACCCUAUUGUUUAAAAGGUAUAUAUAGUAUAAGAACAGAUAUCUAUAGUAUAGGAGUAACUAUAUAUUUAAUACUUUUUAAAAAUUUCCCAUAUUUAUUUGAUGAAAUUAGUAUAAGAAAAUGGGAACAUUUUGUUAUUAACAAAAAUAAAAAUAUUCUUAUUCCAUUCUCCUUCUUAUUUCAUAAUAUUAAUUGUUCUUAUUUUAUUAAAUUAAUGGAUAUAUACUUAAUAAAUAAUAAUAUAUACUUUAGUAAAAAUAGUUAUUUAUUAGAUAACAAAUUCAAGGAAUUAGAAAAAAUAGAAAACAUCAAAUUUGAUUUUAAGCAAUUCAAAAUUAAUGUUAACAAUAUUUAUUUGAUACAAAUAUUGAAGAAAUCUUUAUCUCUCGAAAUAAAUGAGCAGUACACCAAUGUUUCGGAAAUUUUGGAGAAUAAAUUUUUUACAUAA
This is a messenger RNA of Plasmodium falciparum 3D7, 4812 nucleotides long. Its product is annotated as protein kinase family protein. The record is from RefSeq and is a predicted model, not a curated record. Gene Ontology annotation, molecular function: kinase activity; protein kinase activity; transferase activity. NCBI's taxonomy places the organism in Eukaryota, Apicomplexa, Aconoidasida, Haemosporida, Plasmodiidae.